GUCCGAGAUGUCAGAAUUCAGCUAUCUCUCUACUCCACGUAUUACCCCCUAUAACUAUAGAACAAUCAUUGAAGUCUUCAAAGACACAGCUACGUCAUAUCCGGAUAAAGAAAUUCUUAUUCACCGAGGAAUUGACGGAACAAGAGAAAGUUUGACUUACCGCCAACUUCAAACCAAGGCAACAAAAUUAGCUCGCUAUCUCGUCAGUAAAGGGGUCUCCAAGGGGGAUAAAGUUGCUCUUUUAGGACCGAACACUCUGGAAUGGGUGAUCGCGGAGUUGGCAAUAAUCAUGGCUGGUGGUGUCGUUGUUCAUGUGACUCUGAGUAUCUCCGACGUUAAGGACUUAUGGGAAAUAUUUUCAAUUACCGAAUGCAAGGCUUUUCUGAUAGAUCCAGGAAAAGGAGAGAAAUAUCUAGAGAUGAUUUCCCAGCUUAUUUCAAUUCUUCGUCGAAGUAACUCUUCAAGAGAUGACAAAAAUGUAAAUUCAAAGGAUCCGACUUUGGUGUUUCUCAGACGAAAUGAACUCUUGAUUUCCUAUGAAAAUCUCCCAGGCGUAUUGAAAAUGAAGGAGGCCGCUGUUGAAUUUCCACCACUCAACCCCGAAGAUGAAAUUAUUAUUUUUAACACGUCCAGAAGCACAGGAAAACCAAAAUUGGUUCCUCACACGCACUCUAUUCUCAACAACGUUGAACGUGAAGCGGGAAGACCAAAAGAUAUGUUACAGUCUGGGAAAAUGUAUAACGAUCGACCGUUUGCCUGGGGAGCUGGAUCUCCGAUCAUAGCAGUGUGUAAAGGAGAAACUAUAGUAUUCUGCGACUCCUCGAUCGCCAUCGCUGAUGACGGACGCAAUGCUAUGAAGAUAUGGGAGGUAAUCAAAGAAGAAAAAUGCACAUCGGCUCUUCUGAUACCUUAUUUUCUUCUCGAUUUAGUCGCUCAAAAAGAUUACUACCAAGAUUCUUUCAAACUUGAGGUGAUUAUGACUGUAGGUCAACCAAUUGAAGAUAGUCACACGCAGGUAAUUGGAGUAUUUACCAAGGCCCUUUUGGUCGGAUAUGGAUUAACGGAGACUUUACUGAUAACCACACUUCCGCCCAUAGUUACAUCCGGCAAACUCGAUUCCAGGGAUGUGGGAAAACCGAUUCCAAGCACAGAGGUUAAGGUCGUCGAUGAAGAUGGAAAUGUUUUGAAAAAAGGUGAUACCGGGGAACUUUGCAUACGAAGUUCAAGUCUUUUCAACGGAUAUUACAAGAACAAGGAGUUAAAUGAUGAAGUUUUUUUGCCCGGGAAAUGGUUCCGUGCCGGUGACACUGGCCAUAUAAAUGAUCAGAAUCAUAUUGUACUAGAGGGACGAAUCAAGGAUGUUAUUUCUAGAGGCACAAGGAAGACCAUGCCAUACAGAAUUGAGAAAGUAAUUAUGCAAAUGAAUGGUAUAAGGCAUGUGGCUGUAAUUGGGGUGCCCGAUAAGCGUUUGUACGAAGAAAUUUGUGUUUGUUACGUCACAGAGCCAGGUCAUGAUAUUUCGCCAGCUGAUGUUGAACAGUUCUGCAAGGAAAACUUUACUGGGUUUGAAUCAUUAGAUGGUCUUGGAGAAAUGCCAACGUAUUUUCUUCGAUUCUUCAAUUUUUCAAUGUCUGAUAACGGGAAAAUUAAGAAAAAAGUUUUGAGAACUGAUGCUAUUCUACGACUGAGAAAACAAUGCCUGAUGUAAGACAUUGUUCAAAAUGAACGACUAAUGAAAAUAUGUAUAUUUAAAAUUAAAUCGGAACUAUUCUUCUAAUAUGCGGCAUCCCUUUUCAAGAUAUAGUUGCAUGAAUGAUAUAUGAAAACAGUGUCGUAUAUACUGUUAGAUUUCUCUCUAUAUUCCAAAAUAAAGAGGUCAUACAUUUUGAACUCAUGGAAAUUCCAAUUUCCAAUAGGACUGAAACAAUUCUCAUAAAUUGUAACUGAGAAAAAGAACAAACUAGAGAAGAGAACGCCACAUUACACGUUGGUUUCCUAUUUAUGCAGUUAUGAAAUAUGCUAUUGUAUAUAACAUUACAAUCAAUUUUUAUUCUUUUAACAUAAAAUAAUCUUGUUGCUUUCCGAACAAGGAAAACAAAAAAUGGUUGAAGGAUAUUUGUUCAUUAAUGGCAGAUUAUUUCGUAACUAAAGUGAUUGUUGUAGACAUUUAUGAAUCGUAAGCUUUCAAUGUAUCCCGGUAAUUCUUUUCUAACUUGACAGUUUAGUGUGCAUAUGAUAAAAAUACUAGAUAUUGAACGUAGCCUGAUUUCAUCUUGGCUAAAUUAAAAGUUUUCUUUCACUAAAAAAGAAUGUCUAAGACAACACUUUCACCCCUCUUUUGCAUUAUAUACCUAAUUGUAGUCAUAUCUGGUAUGUAAUUUCAACACAAUCUCCUCUUUGAAAAAAAAUAGUUUGACUUUCUUUCUAAGAUGAAAUGAUAAAGUUUAUGUGAAACUUUCAUAAUUUCUACAAGGAAUACAAAAUAAAGAGUUGGGCAAACGCGGAUCCCUGAACACACCAGAGCUGGGAUCAGGUACCUAGGAGGAUGACUGAUACUGUUCAACUGUUUGAAUAAUUUUUCAAAGCAAAAUAAGGCUGUGUUCAAAACGAUUCGAGCCAAACAUUUGAUUAUUGUGGUUAAAGAUUCUCUAAAGUAUGUAGUUUGGUCGGUGAUAUGUUUAAAUUGUUGUUGUUCUGUUGUUGUUUGUUGUUGGUUUUUUUCGGGGUUUUUUUUUGUUGUUGUUGUUUUGUUUUGGUUUUUGGGGUUUUUUUUAUUUUUUUGUUUUUUUAUUUUAUUUUUUAGGUUUAAUUUUAGUUUGGUACCUAAAUGCAUUCUUUAAAUGGACUUUUAAAAAUCCUAAAUACAUUCAUAUUGUAUAUGAUUUUUUUUACUUUAAUUUACGCUCAAAAUGCAAAAAAUAAAAAAGACAGAGGAAAUUCAGACUGUUUUGUUUCCAAAUUGAAUGUUUUCAUACUAACUGAAAUAUUUUCACAAAUCAAUCACAUCAUUUAAGAGUAUAAUAUCUAAACGUUGUGUUUGAUUCUUUUUAAUUUUUUUCUCUCUCUAAAACACAUUUAAAAAGAAUCAAACACAACGUUUAGAUAUUAUACUCUUAAAUGAUGUGAUUGAUUUUGAUGUCAUCUUGCUUUGUUUCAGUUUGUAGCAAUUUUCAAUGACCUCAGUUGACCUUCAGUUCAUCACAUCCCGGUUAUCCAAUAUUGAAUUUUCGGUUCAGCGAGAGACUGCAAUUAGAACUCUAAAACGUAUGAAGGACAUGCAUAUUUUUUGGAGAAAAGGGUGGUUCAUAUAAGUCUUCUGAUUCAUGUUUUUUUUUAUUGAAAUAUCUGCAGUGGUAUUGAAUAUACAAGUGCUAUUUAAACGUAUGUGAUAUAAAAUACUGUGCAUAUUCAUUUCUUUCAUUGAAAUAUUUGCAUUAAUAUUGAAUAUACAAGUUUAAACAUAUAAUAUGUGAAACACUGUGAAAUAAUGUUAAGUUCUUUGAAUAAGACUGAUUACGAAUGUCA
Messenger RNA from Ostrea edulis (European flat oyster), 3525 nucleotides. RefSeq names its product putative acyl--CoA ligase YdaB. NCBI's taxonomy places the organism in Eukaryota, Metazoa, Mollusca, Bivalvia, Ostreida, Ostreidae. The transcript has a single exon. The record is from RefSeq and is a predicted model, not a curated record. The coding region runs from base 8 to 1708 and encodes 566 amino acids.